AUGUCCGCCCCCAUGCUCUCGCGACGCCUCCUGCUCACGGAAACCGUGUCUUCCGCCGCCGCCGUAGGACGGUGGUCUCGUUUCGCUAUCAAUGCCUCCGCCUGGUCUCACAACUGGCUUAAGCCCGCCGCCAUUUCCUUGAGCAUUCCUGGGAUCAUGGAGGGCCUUUGGGACUCUGUUCUCCGCGCCGUCCCCAAGAAGAAGACUUCUCACAUGAAGAAGCGUCAUCGACAAAUGGCUGGCAAGGCUUUGAAGGACGUCAAGAGUCUCAGCACAUGCUCCGGAUGUGGCCAGGUGAAGCGCUCGCACGUCCUGUGCCCCCACUGCGUCGAAAGUGUCAAGAAGCAAUGGAAGCAAACUCAGACGGCUUAA
Messenger RNA from Aspergillus tubingensis, 372 nucleotides. Its product is annotated as mitochondrial 54S ribosomal protein bL32m. The coding region runs from base 1 to 372 and encodes 123 amino acids. Gene Ontology annotation, biological process: translation. Gene Ontology annotation, molecular function: structural constituent of ribosome. Lineage: Eukaryota; Fungi; Ascomycota; Eurotiomycetes; Eurotiales; Aspergillaceae. The transcript has 2 exons. Gene Ontology annotation, cellular component: mitochondrial large ribosomal subunit. The record is from RefSeq and is a predicted model, not a curated record.